Messenger RNA from Fusarium subglutinans, 747 nucleotides. RefSeq lists its product as uncharacterized. Lineage: Eukaryota; Fungi; Ascomycota; Sordariomycetes; Hypocreales; Nectriaceae. The coding region runs from base 1 to 747 and encodes 248 amino acids. The record is from RefSeq and is a predicted model, not a curated record. The transcript has 4 exons.
AUGGGUCUUCAAACAGAUUCUACACUCGGCAUCGGGCGAAAUGAAGAACUCAAACGAACUGUCGAUACUCUGUCGCGAGAGCUUCCCGAAGCUCUUCACCAUCUCCGAAGCGACAGCCUGAGAGAGUCUCUUACCAAGAUAGAGACCAUGUAUGACACGAUUACCGACCUGAUGGAAACAGCUGUCACCUUACCUGAGGAAAUCUCGAAUGCAGAGCGAGAUAAAAAGCUGAAGGCCAUUCAGACUCGCUUGGAAGAUCGCCUCAAAAUGUGCUCUAACGAAAUACCCGGUAUACUUGACCGCAUCAACGACUUUCUUGCAGAGGAUGGACCAAGGUCUUUUCUCCGCCAGUCUGUCCAAAAGGCAUUUGACAACUCUAAUGAUUUCGUUGGUUAUUACGAAAAGAGCAAGACCUCGAUGCUGAACUACUGGGUCGUGGUGGUCAAAGGAAUUUAUCUACUGCAGAUGGCUUACGAUGCUCCGAAUGUGGAUUUUUCUGAAGGCAUGCUUACAAUCCAACGCCAGAUGGGGAAACUCGACAACCAGGAGCAGACUUUCAAAGAAGUUGUUGGACAGAAUACUGUCCGAAUGGUUGAAAGGGCUCUCUUACGGCCUUCCUCUAUUCCCGUCAUGUUCCUGACUGACGAGGGGUUUGGAAUCGGACCAAAACGUCUAAGUGUCCCUGAUACCACCUCAAGCUACAGCCAAAAGGGUACGGCCGACGUGGAGAAUGCAAUUUGGGUGUGA